This is a messenger RNA of Nannospalax galili (Upper Galilee mountains blind mole rat), 585 nucleotides long. RefSeq names its product N-acetylneuraminate lyase-like. Gene Ontology annotation, biological process: N-acetylneuraminate catabolic process. The transcript has 6 exons. NCBI's taxonomy places the organism in Eukaryota, Metazoa, Chordata, Mammalia, Rodentia, Spalacidae. Gene Ontology annotation, molecular function: 4-hydroxy-tetrahydrodipicolinate synthase activity; N-acetylneuraminate lyase activity. The annotation marks the transcript as partial. The record is from RefSeq and is a predicted model, not a curated record.
GCCCGACAUGCAGCAGAAAUUGGAGCCGAUGGCAUUGCUGUUAUUGCCCCUUUCUUUCUCAAGCCUCAGAACAAAGAUGUCCUGAUUAGUUUCCUGGGGGAGGUGGCUGCUGCGGCCCCUGCACUGCCAUUUUAUUAUUAUCACAUUCCUUCCUUGACAGGGGUAAAGAUUCGUGCUGAGGAGCUGUUGGAUGGGAUUCAGGAUAAGAUCCCCACCUUUCAAGGGCUGAAAUUUAGCGACACUGAUCUUUUAGACUUUGGGCAGUGUGUUGAUCAGAAUCACCAACGACAGUUUGCUUUGCUCUUUGGUGUGGAUGAGCAACUGUUGAGUGGUCUGGUGAUGGGAGCUACUGGAGCAGUGGGCAGUACCUAUAACUACCUGGGGAAAAAGACAAACCAGAUGUUGGAGGCUUUCGAACAGAAAGAUUUCUCAUCAGCUCUCAAUUACCAGGUAAACUUGUUCUUCCCCUCAUGUAAGGCACAGCCUUCUUCAUCAAACAGUACCUAUAACUACCUGGGGAAAAAGACAAACCAGAUGUUGGAGGCUUUCGAACAGAAAGAUUUCUCAUCAGCUCUCAAUUACCAG